GCAAAGGCUUUUACUAAUGAAGGAACAUAAAUGCACAAGAUGGGAAAUAACAGCACAAACAGUAUGAGAGUAAAGUGCACUGAUCAACAAAUGCUGUUUCAGUACUCGCUCUUGGCAACCACCUAUAUCUCUGGGCAGAAGCCUUAACUCUAUAGUUCACCUUGAUGAACAUACCGAGAUAUUCAAGAUGGGCAGCAACAGUACCAGCACUGCUGAGAGCAAUUGCAAUGCUACACAUCUGACAUUUCAGUACUCACUCUAUGCAACUACCUAUAUCUUCAUAUUCAUCCCUGGUCUCCUGGCUAACAGUGCAGCCUUGUGGGUUCUGUGCCGCUUCAUCAGCAAGAAGAAUAAGGCCAUCAUUUUCAUGAUCAACCUCUCAGUGGCAGAUCUUGCUCAUGUCCUAUCCUUACCUCUCCGGAUUUACUAUUAUAUCAAUCGUCACUGGCCAUUCCAGAGGGCGCUUUGCCUGCUCUGCUUUUAUCUGAAAUAUCUCAACAUGUAUGCCAGCAUUUUUUUCUUGACAUGCAUCAGCCUUCAGAGGUGCCUCUUUCUCCUCAAGCCAUUCAGUGCCAGAAACUGGAAACGUAGGUAUGAUGUGGCCAUCAGUGCUACUAUCUGGGUCAUCGUGGGGACUGCCUGUUUGCCACUUCCCAUACUGAGAAGUGCUGGUUUAGCCAACAACAGGGAAUCCUGCUUUGCCGAUUUAGGUCUUCAUGACAUUAGUAUGGCUUCCUCCAUUGGUAUGGUAACCGCCGCAGAACUUGGAGGGUUCAUAUUGCCUGUUGUAAUCAUUACAUAUUGCACAUGGAAAACAAGAAAAUCUUUACAGGAAUUUCAAGAUCCACCUCAGAAUAUGAAAGAGAGGAAAAAGGCUUUGAGGAUGGUCCUAAUGUGUGCAGUGGUAUUCAUAGUGUGUUUCACCCCUUACCAUCUGAACUUCCCAUUCUUUAUGAUGGUGAAGCAACAUGUCUUUUCAAACUGUUCAUUUAUUAAGAGCACUCUGUGUUUCCACAUCAUUUCCUUGUGUCUUGCAAAUCUAAAUUGUUGCCUUGAUCCAGUUGUGUAUUAUUUUAUGACUUCAGAAUUUCGUGAUCAAUUUUCAGAACAUGGCAGUUUGGUCAUCCAGUCAUGUUUGCGAUGUAAGGACAGUACUUUGGAAAUUCAUCAGAGGAGAGAGAAUCUUCAGACUAUCUCUCUUGAAUGUUUGGAUAUUCCAACACAAUGUGAUGAAAUAAUUAUCUAGAAUAAUCUUUAUACUCUGUCAGUUUAGCCAUGCCAUUUCAAAGUGAUACUGAGUGUCAUGAAGAAACAUGGUCACUUCACUCAAUAUAAUCUCUCUGCAGGAGUUCUCUAUGGCAAGAUCACCUGUGGACCUCCUGGGAAAAUAACUUUCUUCACACAAAGUGAUAAUUAACAGAAAGAGUCUCACACCUGUUCCUCAGAAAUGAGGCCAAUAUUCUCAUCUUCACCUGAAAAAACAAGAUAUCCUAAUAACUAGUGUACAUGUAAAUCCUAUCCAAAAAUUGAGAUGUCUGCAUCAGAAUAUGACCCUAAUUUUAUUUAGAUAACAUACACUACUUGUGUCAAUUGUAUUACAGAAGGAUGACUUUUCAUAUUGAUAUAAUUUAUGAAAAUUAGCAACGUUAUAACUUAAAAUAACUAUAAGAUUUUCUUUUUCUCACCUUGAAGAAAAAAAAUCAAUUCAGAUGAGCCUCUCAAAAUUACCAUGGAAACCACAAUGCAAACACCUUAAAUAAGAACUGUACUGAGCAUAUUUAACAAACUUGAGGUUAAAGACUUAAAAUGAAAUCUUUUUUGCUUAAAUGUCUGUGAGUUUGUGAUGUGAUGCACAUUUUUGUUUACUGGCACUACUUGGAAAAUAUUCUUAUCUAUCUGUUUACCAAAAUCAAUGGUGUCAUUCCUUGGCUAGGUUGAUUGUUUCAUAUGUAACUUCAGAUACAACUUCAUUUGGUAUAUUUAAAUCAACAGAUCAAAGAUGAAUCACACAAUAUAUGUGGUCUUCAUUUUGCUAAGUUUUAGUUUUUACAAGCAAAAUACACCAAUGAACUGAAUUGAAUCCUAUCACUAAUACAGAACAAGCAUUGUCAUUUUUUUAAAAUCCCUGUUGUUGCAUCAAUACUAAUAUAAAUCGUUCCCACUGGAAAUUUUGAAACUAACGAUUUUCAAAUAUUGAAUAUCAUUAAAAUGAAAUUUUAUAAAGCAAUGGUUAGUUUUAUAAAAUUCUAUUUUUGUCUUGUCUAUUUUUGAAUGGUCUUUAAUUUUUAUUAUAUUUUUGGAUUAGUAUAUAAGGAAAUGCAUUUCAUUGUGAUAUUUUCAUAUGUAUACAUCACUGUACUUUCUUAUUUACUCCUCACCCACAGCCUUUUCUUGAUUGCACUCCAAUUCUUGUUGGUGUCCUUUCUUCCUCCUGAAUUCUUCUUUCUUCAUUCUUGAUACAAAUGUUCUGUUACCUCUUGUAUUUGGUUACCUCUCUUAUCAUACUUUGUUUGUGUCCCUUUAUAUCUCUCCCUUUCAUGUCUACUUUGAUGUUUCAUGUGUGUGUAGAUGUGUGUGUGUAUAACGUAUGAUUCUUAAAUAUUUGUCUGGUUUAUCAACAUAUUGAUCUUCAGUUUCAUUCAUUUCCUCAAAAUGUUGUAAUUUAAUUCUUUAAAGUUGAAUAAAAUUCCAUUGC
Messenger RNA from Phodopus roborovskii (desert hamster), 2695 nucleotides. Its product is annotated as putative P2Y purinoceptor 10. The record is from RefSeq and is a predicted model, not a curated record. Gene Ontology annotation, cellular component: membrane. Gene Ontology annotation, molecular function: G protein-coupled receptor activity. The transcript has a single exon. Lineage: Eukaryota; Metazoa; Chordata; Mammalia; Rodentia; Cricetidae. Gene Ontology annotation, biological process: phospholipase C-activating G protein-coupled receptor signaling pathway; positive regulation of Rho protein signal transduction. The coding region runs from base 188 to 1246 and encodes 352 amino acids.